Messenger RNA from Etheostoma spectabile (orangethroat darter), 1915 nucleotides. It is a transcript of the gene rnf181, whose product is annotated as ring finger protein 181. NCBI's taxonomy places the organism in Eukaryota, Metazoa, Chordata, Actinopteri, Perciformes, Percidae. Gene Ontology annotation, cellular component: cytoplasm. Gene Ontology annotation, molecular function: ubiquitin protein ligase activity. The transcript has 6 exons. Gene Ontology annotation, biological process: protein ubiquitination. The coding region runs from base 129 to 602 and encodes 157 amino acids. The record is from RefSeq and is a predicted model, not a curated record.
CUAUGAUUGGACAUGUGUAGUCAUACGUAAGAGUAUCGUCAUACCCGGAAGAAUGACAAUGGUUAUCGGUGUUGCUGACAUUUCUGGUAUCUUACUGCAAAGAGGACACAAGCGUUGGCGGGACCAAAAUGGCAUCCUACUUUGAUGAGCACAACUGUGAGCCCACCAACCCCGAGGAACAGUAUCGUCAGAAUGCACUGCUGGAAUUGGCCAGGUCUUUAAUGCAGGGCUUGGACUUAUUCGACUCGGGGGCGUUUGACCUGUCAGACUGGGACCACCGUCUUCCUCCUCCAGCUGCCAAAACAGCUGUUCAGACCCUCACCGUGGUCAUCAUUUCUCCAGAGCAAGCAGACAAAGGUCUCAAGUGUCCCGUGUGUUUGCUCGAGUUCGAGGAACAAGAGACGGUUCGAGAAAUGCCUUGCAAACACCUUUUCCACUCAGGAUGUAUACUGCCCUGGUUGGGCAAGACUAACUCAUGUCCGCUUUGCCGACUCGAAUUACCAACUGACAAUCCAGAGUAUGAGGAGUUUAAAAAAGACAAGGAGAGAAGAAAACAGAGGGAGCACAGGCUGGAAGACCUACACGGAGCCAUGUACACAUGACAUGACGGUGCAAGUUUGUGGAACAGUGACAUUUUACAGAACAAAAGCUUCAGGAAAUGCAUAAUGAUGCAGUCAUACCAUUUCGUAAAGAACACAAUUUCAAGCACAUUUUUCUUUACAAGAAAUUGUUGGCAAAAUGGCUUUCUAGCCAUUUUUUGACCAUCCAUCACUGGCAGCUCCAUCUAAAUAAAAUCCAAUGAUACAAAUACGUAACACAAAAAAAUUAGAGGAAUCUGGUGUGACCACAAAGCUAGCAUUUGUGGUCACCAUUUUUGAAAUAAUGUGUGACCGUUACUGUUAAGAGUAACAGGGUUUUCCUGUUCUCUCCGUUCAUUUGGCAUGGCAUGAAUGCAGCAGAAGCAACGGGAUCAUUAAAAAGUUAAAAAUGUUGGAUAAAUGCUCCUGUCUCACUAGUGGGGAUGAAUAUAUUUAAAGAUUAAUUAUGCGGUUUACAGCAGCCCUAAAACAUUUGUUAAGUCCAUUUAAAAACACAUCUGUUCAGCUAUAUUUGUCUUAUUAGCAUGAAUCAUUUAAAGAUGUGAGUAUUUAAGUGACUUGUUUUUCUAAAAAAAAAAUUUAAAUCUGAGAAGAAAGCGUGCAGUAUAAAUAAAUUCUAGGUACUCAUUAAAAAGAAAUCCAAAUCCAAAACCCACACUUUUAAAUUUUGAUGUUAGACCGUCUCUGUCUGGUAAACACCCACAUCUUUCAAACGCCAUGCCCCCGGUGUUGCAGGCUGUCUAUAGGCUUGUAGUCUCUAAGCCGAGGGACAAACACUAACCAGCAGUUUUUAUGUAAGCAAGUUAGCCAUUCUUUGUCCUCUUCUCUGCCAAACGUUUCUAUUUUAGAUCUAACAACACAAGACUAAUAACCAUAGUUUAGGGUGGUACUUAUACUAUUUCACACUGUAUAACAAGUACUGUAUGUGUUUUUAACAAGAAUGUACUGAGAAUUUUGUUGUGUAUAAGUUCACAAAAGGCCCUUUUGUUUCAAAAACCAACCCGUGCAAAAUAAUUUAUCAUUUUUAUUUCAUAUUUGAAUAUAAAUCUCUGUCAAAUGAAAAUACCUAAAUGAUAGACAAAUCAUACAUAUUUACAGAAUUUAUAAAAGGAAACGAUAAUCUGUUGACUUGUUUUCUGGGAUUUCUCAGACUCCAUUAGCAUUCUUUUACAUAUUUUUUUUCUAAUUGAGGAAACAUGACAUACAUUUUUAUAGACAGUUGCUGUUGCAAGAGUUCAAGACAUGUACAGGUCAGGCAGCCUUUUGUAAUAUAGGAUUCUCCCACCAAAGUGUGUACAUUUGGCAAAAAAAAAAAG